AUGGCGCCGAAACUCGAGCCGUACGACGGCUCGUACGAAUGCCUCGUGUGUGGCAAUUCAGUCCGCCACGCACCUGCGCUGAAGUGCACCAGCUGCUCCGCAAACCCGUACCACGUCACCUGCGCGGACAAGUGCAUCAAGUGGGCAACGACGUGCCCGCAGUGCGAGCAGCCUUCGGUGCAGCCAUGGCCAGGGAAGGCCCAGAUUCCGACCGAGCAUGUCGUCAAGUUGGAGCCCGCGGACGAACCGGCGGCUGCGCAUGCGGUGUCCGCGACGCGCGUGCAGCGCCAGGCCGACGAGACGGCGACCGAACGGAGGGUGCGGCCUCGCCGGGCUGCGGUCUUUUGUCUGGAGCCGGGUGCCCGUGUCCGCGCUAAGUUCAGAGAGGGCUGGGCGCUUGGUGUGAUCGAGAAGCGGAGCGAGCGCACGUGGAUGGUGAAGUAUGACGAUGGCGAGAGGAGAGAUGACGUAUCGGACUACUUGCUCAAGGAGCCAGCGCCAGCGCCAGUGGCUGAGGCACCGGCACCGGCACCGGCACCGGCACCUGUGCCGGUGCGGGUGCCGGCACCGAUGCCGGUCCAGUCCACGAGAGGGGCAGCGAUGAGCUCAGCAUCCACCGCGGUGAAGAUCGAGGGCAAGGAGCCGUUGCAGAGGUACCGAGGACGCCAUUGCUUCCGGCGCGACUAUGACAUCUCCCCAACUGUGGGAGGCAACAAGCAAAUGGCGCCGUUCGUCAAGGUGGCGGACUGGCCUGCAAAGGCUACGUCGAAGAUGCUGAAGGGGCGCGUCUACAUGGUCGAGGACGGAACGUGGAGUCCGGAACGGCCUGCUGCCGCUGGCGAGAACGGCAUGGUGCGCGAAUGGGGGGGCAAGAUGGAGGAAUUGGGACUAAAUGACCGCCUGGAUGGCCCAAACGCUGAGGUCUUCCCUCUCUUUUGCAAGCGUGAGCAGCAAGCGUGGGCAAGCGAGGCCUGGUACGAGUACUGCGGCGAGUACCGGUUGCUGCCGGGCGACCCCGAUGCGACCAUCUUCAAGGUUCCAGACACUCAGCAAAAGCAGGCGCUCAAAGCGAGGGGAGUGGAGGACACGUGGGUUGCCAAUGAGAUAAACUGGAAGCAGCGUACCGUGCAGUUUGUCAGCUACGAUGAGGAGCUCUACAAGGUCCUGCUUGAGAACAAGACGAAGCGCGGCGCACUACACGACGGGCUGCUCGACUAG
Molecule: messenger RNA, 1218 nt
Organism: Emiliania huxleyi CCMP1516
Lineage: Eukaryota; Haptophyta; Isochrysidales; Noelaerhabdaceae
Exons: 1
Coding region: 1-1218 (405 amino acids)
Source: RefSeq, a predicted model, not a curated record